UGCUAGGAAACGGAUAUGCGUCUUUUGGCUCCAGACCCCAGCCUCACCAAGAUCCCAGGCGCUCUCUCUCUUGCGGAAAGACUGAGAUCUAAGGUCCCCGCUACCAUGCAGGGGUAGUUCAGAAGGCCCUGUCCUGGGGUACUUUCCUCCUACCUCCUGUAAAGCUCUCCAAAGCAGACCGAGGAUCGUUGCUUAGACACGGUCCCCCGCCCAGCUAUGUCUAAGAAAGGGAAAAAGGCCAAGAUGCCCCUGUCGGAUGAGGAGCAGCUGCUUCUGUUUCAGCAGAAGUUGCUGGCAGAGGAGGAGAUGGCCAAGAAGAAAGAGAGGCUCCUGAGCCAGUUCUUGAAGGACAAGCUGGCCAAGGAGGAGCACAACAGUGCUCUGAACCUUUACAAGAUUAACACACAGUGGAGAACUGUCCUUAGGGAAGUCAAGACCAGAGAGCUGCAUAAGGACAUUGAGAUCCUCAGCCAAACGUUUGAACGAGUGGUGGACUGCAAGGACAGUGUCAUCAAGUCUUUAGCCACGGACCUGUCAGAAGCCGAGGAGCAGUACGCCCAUGCCCUGCGCAGCCACCUGCACAGCAUCGAUCAGCUUUUAGCCCUGCAGAGAAGCCGGCUCAACCUCCUAGAGGAAAGUUACAACAUGGAGCUGGAGGCCCUAACCAAAGAGUUUGAGACAGAAAGGAAGACAAUUAUUGACCAGCAUGAAAAAGAGAUUCACUACCUACAAGAUGUCUUCAUGGCCAUGGAGCAGAACUAUAUAGAUUCUGAGUAUGAAAGUAAGCUGGAGUUCCAGAGCAUGUGGGAUGAUCUCAAAAACAAGAAUUUAGAAGAGAAGCAUUUUCUAAGACUGCACCUGGAGAAUACAGUAGAAGAUCUGUGGAGAAGGUUCCAGGAUGCACUCAAGAAUUAUACUGAUGCCACAGAGGAUCAAAAGAUUGCCUUUGAGACUCUGAAGGUGAAAGAUGAAAGAAGCUCCAAAGAGAUUGAAGCACAGAUGAAAAAAAUACAGAAAUUACAGGACUCCAUAAUUAUUUUAAGAGGCAAGAUCAUGGUGCACAGCCAUGAGAAUGAAGACCGGAACCAGUACAUUCGUAAGGACAAGGAGCUGGUCCUUGCACAACUGCGAAAACUUAAGGCCCAAAGGAGUCACGCCCGGGAAAUAUCACAGGAAAACUUGGUCAAACUUACUUUGGAAAGUAAUGCCACCCUCAAGGCCCUGAGAAAGAUUGUUGAUAAGGGUGAAAAGAUCCUGAAACUUGCUGAAAUAUGUAGGAAAUUUGAAACAGAGGAAGAAAAAGUGCUACCUUUCUAUUCGUCAGUAUUGACUCCCAAGGAGCAGGCGGAGAUAGAAGAAAUUUACCAAGAGGAGCUUACUGAGGAGCUCUCAAAGGUGAUCGUGAACUAUACAGGGAUGGAGAAUUUCUGGAAAAGGUACAACAAAGUGAAACUGGAACAACUGAGCCUCCAGCAGAGACGCGCCCAGUUGUUAGAAAUCAACGGCAAGUUGCGAGAGAUGCUGAAGCAGUACUUGGAUGGCAUCUCGGUGAGUGAUGAAGUGCUGAGCCAGCUCAACCCACUCUUUAUCGUCAACCAUCGAAGCAACUUACCCCAGCCGUUGUCCACACCGACCACCCAGCCAGGUGACAAGCAACCUCCAACCACUUACAACAUCAUUGAGGCAGCCCACGUGAUCUCCCAUAUCCUGUGAUACAAGGAGUAAAUCUCUUUUCAAAUCCCAAAUGAUUUUUUGAGAGACCCAAGGACUUUGCUAUUAAAAUUUUCCAUGGGGUU
Messenger RNA from Acinonyx jubatus (cheetah), 1796 nucleotides. RefSeq names its product coiled-coil domain containing 65 (gene CCDC65). Gene Ontology annotation, cellular component: axonemal dynein complex; axoneme. Bases 217 to 1713 code for a protein of 498 amino acids. The record is from RefSeq and is a predicted model, not a curated record. NCBI's taxonomy places the organism in Eukaryota, Metazoa, Chordata, Mammalia, Carnivora, Felidae. The transcript has 8 exons. Gene Ontology annotation, biological process: cilium-dependent cell motility; regulation of cilium movement; axonemal dynein complex assembly.